AUGGACGAGACGCGUUUUACCUCGUUCGCUUCGGGCGACCUUGUGUACGCGCGGGCGCGACGGCUCCACCGCGCAACAACAGGCCGCACGACCAAGCGCUUCAGCAACAACGACCCUCUCGAAGCCUACUACGCGGUCCUCCGCCAGGUGCCGCCCCUGGCCGUCGCACCCUACGUCCAGCAGACGGCGCAGCAUCUCCUCGCUCGCCUUGCAAUGCGCCAAAUCUACGUGCCAAGUGCCCGCGACGUCGACGACAUUGAGGCACUGGGCUUGCCUUAUGUCCCGGCCCUCGAUGCGCUACCGAGUGCUCAUUGCGCAACCAUUUUCGCCCGCGACAACUCGCGAGGUGCUAUCGACCACGCGAUCGCGGUGCGAGUGACCAAGCAGCUGCGGCGGCUGCGGUACGAACAAGAUGCGAUGCGCGCUGUGGGCCUGCACGGUCGGCUGUUGCACCAAGUGACGACGACCGACUGCGACGCCUUGCGUGCACUGGCAAAGGGCACCGAUGCCACCGACUACGUUGCCGAGGCGGCAACCGCGGCCAAGCAGCUCAUGCGGCGCAUUCACAAAUCCGAGACCCACGGCGACUGCAGCUUUGGCAAUAGCUGUCGUUUGAACCGACGGCGGUACUACUACUGGGGCCAGCGCAAGCCACACCGCAAGAUCAUUUACGGGCGCAGCGACUAUAACGACGAGCUGGCCGGUGAGGCCGAUGCCAUGGACGCCUUGGACGCGAAUGUCGACUCGGAGGACGAGGAUGCUGGCGACGAGGUUGACGAUGCCGUCGUGCUUAGUACCGACGCCGACUAUGAUUUCUGUGAGGAUCCUGCACCGGCGACGGCUGACCUCAACCCGGCGCUCUCUCUCCACGGCAACAAACUCGACGACGGCGACAAGAUUGAGCAGCUCGUACCGACGCUGUCGACCAAACAUCUGCGCCGGGUGCUUUGUCGGAUCUCCAUGGCCAUCAAAGGCGCUCAACCCAAAGACCAGCGCUGGCUUUUCAAUGACCAUACGCUCAAGCCCAGGGCGAUUGUUCAAGGCCCUCAAGGUCGGACGCGACACUGCAUCUCGUCGACCGUCUUCCUUCUCAAUGGCGGUACCGCGACGUCCUGUGCCGACGUCUCACGCUGCUCACGGGGCGCGUGA
Saprolegnia parasitica CBS 223.65 is the source of this 1149-nucleotide messenger RNA. RefSeq lists its product as hypothetical. NCBI's taxonomy places the organism in Eukaryota, Oomycota, Saprolegniomycetes, Saprolegniales, Saprolegniaceae. Bases 1 to 1149 code for a protein of 382 amino acids. The transcript is spliced from 3 exons. The record is from RefSeq and is a predicted model, not a curated record.